Cydia strobilella is the source of this 3591-nucleotide messenger RNA. RefSeq lists its product as uncharacterized. NCBI's taxonomy places the organism in Eukaryota, Metazoa, Arthropoda, Insecta, Lepidoptera, Tortricidae. The transcript is spliced from 2 exons. The coding region runs from base 133 to 3417 and encodes 1094 amino acids. The record is from RefSeq and is a predicted model, not a curated record.
GUUAUCACCAGAGUUUGUCAUUUCAUGAGAAGAACUCUAUGAACAUGCAUUAUUUUAUUGGUGAUUUUCUAAACAAUAUUUGUGAAUUUGUGUUUAAAGUGCAGUGCGUUGAAAAAAGUGGAAAAGGUAAAUAUGGAUGAAGAUUAUGAUCUAGUGAUAGACUUAGACGAUGAAAGAGAGGAAAUACCACAUGGAAGUAACAACAGAGAUGAAAAAAUGAGACCAAUAAUUAAUAAAUGUAUACACAACGAAGACACGAGUAUGGAACAACAUUCUCAUAAACCACCUCAAGAAACUAGCGUAAUACAGAGUCAAAAUAGCGAUCAGAAUUCAGAUGAUGAUUAUAUACAGGUUAUAGAUGAUAACGACGAUUACGAACAGUCGGUUCAAAAAUUAAUAAGUGCUGCAAAUAAAAUAGGGAGAGAGUACCUUAAAAACAAACAAUUGAAAGAAGCGACAGCUAAUAAAAUGCUUAAUGAUAGUCAAGUGUAUAAAAGUGAUUCAUUAAAUGGAGGUAGCCCAAAUCAAGCUCGAGAUCACAGGCCUUUACACAAGCUUGGUCUGGGAAAAAAUCAAGAGUCAGUUAGAGAAAAUCGAAUUACAGGAACAACCAGUUACAAACCGAGUUACGAAUCUCAACAUGUCACGGAAGAUAUACCACAUUAUAGAAACGAAUAUACUUUUAGAAGAAGAAUGGAUGGUUACGUGCAUGAUGUGAGGACUUUGCCUAACAUUCAAACUGCACGACAUAUAUAUAGAUACCAUGAUACAGAUAGACCAGAAGUUGAUUUAAGCAUAGAUGACUAUUAUCCUAUAAUGGACAGGUAUGAAAAUCAACAUAGUCACAGGCCUGAAAUUCCUUUAAGGAAUGAUUUUUAUCCUCAUAAUCCAAUAAACAGAAACACUUAUUUCCAUGUUCAAAGACCAACUUUCAACACAAGUGGUUGUAGGUAUAAUGCAAUGCCUAGCGAUACACACAAUCAUCAUUAUAUACCAGAAGAUAUGUUAAGAAUAGAUGAAUAUAGACGUGCUGAAAUGAACAGAGCUCAACAACUUUAUUCUCAUAGACCGGAUUUGAUUAGACUUGAUGACUAUAGGCAUACAGGAAUAGAAAGAGACGCUUAUAGCUAUGUUCAUAGAACACAUGAACCAUUGAGAAGUGAUUAUGGAAAUACUACAACUACUACUAGAUUUCCUUACAGUCAUUAUAUGCCUGAUCAUGCUUUUGAUGACUACUGGCAAGCAAUGAUGAGCAGACAUGCUUACAGACCAGAAGGUGUAAUAAGCAUGGAAGACUAUGAACGCUCCUUAAGAAAUUGGCAUGUAUACGGCAACACUUAUAAACCACUGAUAGGUUUAAGUUUGUAUCCCUAUAGAUCAGUAGAAUUGCCUCAUAUUUAUAGACCUGAUUUAGUAAAGAUGGAUACCUGUAGAGAACCGAUGUUAACAGAAACUGCAGGUAUGUAUUGCUGCAAACAACAAAUCAACCCCUACAGAACUGAAAUUGAUGAUGCUAAUAGAAACGAUGAUUGUACACUGAAUUUAUCUCGCAAACAAGAAACAACCAGUACAGCUGUCAACACGCUAAGAAAUGCGAGGAACGAUGAGAAUAAACUGCAAACUAUUUUAAGUACAGGAAAUCAAGUAUCAAAAGCACCGUUGAAUAAAAAUAAAAGUUUAAAAAAAUCUGGAAAUCUGGAUUUGCCUGGGUAUAAAUAUAAAAACAGUCUAAAAAGAACAAUGGAAGACCAUAUUAAAAGCAAUAAAACUACUUUGAGUGUAAAUAAACCUGAAUCAGAAUAUAUGGAUAUCUGUAAACCAGGAGUGCCCAUUAUAACGAAUAGACCAGAUACAGUAAUAUUAAGUACUAAAAACAUUUAUCAAAAAAGGAUGCAUAAUCAGAUUACACAGGCUGAUGCUUUAGCUGCAUCAGAAAUAGUCCGCGACAGAAAUCAUAAGAUCGAGACAACUGCUAUAGAAAUUGAAAACCAUGGAGCUGCAUUAGAUGAAAAUGCUGAACAAUUUAUAUAUGAGGUGAUCAAGAGCAAGACACAUGAAGAUAAAGAAGUUGACCGAGAAAAUAAUGCAGUAGAAAAAGAUAUCAGUAUACAACUAUUGGUAGUUUUUUUUACACGUGUAAAGGAGCUUGUCAAAGACACUUUUCCAGAAUUUUCAAAGUCGCUUGAAAAGGAAAUUGAUAAUUUGGGAAAACGGACGAAUAGUAGAAGAUUGAAAACAGACAUACAAUACAUUUGUCCUUUAUAUUGUUCUGUGUCCACUUACUCUUUACCCCGAUUUGACAACACUGACGAUGAUAAUAAGAUAGAAAAACAUGUAAAUCGAGCUAAAAUUUGUGAUGUGUGUAGUUGUAUUCAAAACUGUUAUAAGUUGUACAAGAAAAAAUAUUUUAAUUUAGUAUCCACGCAAGCUGUAAGUGAAAAACAAGAAAAUGAUGCGAAGACAGUCAAUGAGAAUUUAAAUGUAAAUUUGCCAAUAGAAAGUGCACGAGGAAUUAGGGCACACACCGUCAUAUGUCGGCGUCAAGGUACAGACUGUAAAGAAAUUGGUAAAGGUGAAUUUAGAAGUAAUGAGUAUAUAGAUAUUGAUGAAAAAUUAAAAAAAAAUCAAGGUCAGUCUAUUACAGAUGGCAAAAUAUUAAAUAAAGAUACGCGUGGUGCUUACGCUACCACAGUUAUCAACAAGCAUGCAAUUAAUUCACCAAAUUGGGUUCCAACUCUAUCUAUUGAUGACAAUGAUAUUUCAUUACGUAUUAAUACUCAUAACAACCCAAUGGAAAUCGAAAAACCAGUCCUAAAGACCAUUAAUGACGAAAAAGAAAUAAUAAUUGACUACAGUAGUCAAAACAGACAUAGUUUAAGUGAAAACAAAGCCGAUAAGGACAAUUCUCCUAAAAACGAAGCAAAACUAAUCCUCUCCUUAUCUUUUAAUGAAAUAACUAAUGCAGAUAUUAUAGCAUCAAAACUAAAGGAUAACAUAAGUAAAAAACCUGACACCAUAUUUUCAUGUCACAUAUGCACUUGUACAUUUACCUAUUUCACAUCAUUUGUUAGUCAUAUGCAGAAAAAACAUAAUAUAAAUGAGAUUGACGUAGAUAUAUCAGAAGAAUGUAUUGCAAGAAAAUGUCCAUUCUGCGGAGUAUAUUCGAAACAAAAAUAUCAUAAUGAACACGUUAAAACAGCUCAUCCAGAAAUAUUUACGCGUAAAGAAGAACCUAGUGAAAUAGAACUGAUAAAAGUGAACAAAAGAAGGAAAUCAAUGAAAAGGAAGUUCAUAUUUACAUGUCUGGUGUGUCACAAGAAUCUGAAGUCGUGUGAAGUACAAAAGCAUAGAGAGAUAGAACAUAAGGGAUUGAAGGUAGCGAAGAUGUUUACUAAGAAACUAUCAAGCAUGGAUUAAUUGUUAAAGACCCCAACCUAAUGAACCUUAAAAUUACAAUAGAUAGAGUAAUGUAAGUACAGCCUGUAGCGACAGCUCAAUAUCAAAAAACAAAUGAACUGACAUUAAAAUAAUUAACAUAAAUACUUAUACCGAUAUUUUUACAUUAAGUAAAAUAAAACAAAACAUUGGUAG